Juglans regia (Persian walnut) is the source of this 3265-nucleotide messenger RNA. RefSeq names its product oxysterol-binding protein-related protein 1C-like. NCBI's taxonomy places the organism in Eukaryota, Viridiplantae, Streptophyta, Magnoliopsida, Fagales, Juglandaceae. The record is from RefSeq and is a predicted model, not a curated record. Gene Ontology annotation, cellular component: cytosol; intracellular membrane-bounded organelle; membrane. The coding region runs from base 99 to 2525 and encodes 808 amino acids. The transcript is spliced from 10 exons. Gene Ontology annotation, molecular function: sterol binding.
UCGAAAACAAAUAAUCACAAAUUACCGCCCGAUUUUCGCGGCGAGCCACCACCGUUAACAACUCAUUAUGAUCAUUCUCUGAUCGUCGGAUCCAGAAUAUGUAUCAGUUCUGCUGCGUCGCGCCCGUACCGGAUCGCACUACCCAGGCCGCGGCCGCCGCCUCUACUCAUUCGUUCUCCUCGUCCUUAUCGGAGCUCCUGAACAUGCAACGCCGGACGAUGUCGGUUCGAUCGCUAUCCACCCCGAGCCGCAACCCUGGGUCCUCCCAUAGCUUACGCAUCCCCACCAAUAACGGCGACGACGACCAAGACAACCGUCUGAUCCCGCGAUCCAAAUCCUCAGUGUCGGAGUGGUUCUCUAGGCAGCUGUCCAUUCGGGAUCACCGGGAGGUCGUGAUCAACGACAUUGUCGGGAAUGGGAUCUCCGGCAUUCUGUACAAGUGGGUCAACUACGGCCGGGGAUGGCGUCCCCGGUGGUUCGUUCUCCAGGACGGUGUUCUUUCCUAUUUCAAAAUCCACGGCCCCGAUAAGAUUACGAUCAAUCACGAAACCGAAAGAGGAUCGAUGGUUAUCGGCGAAGACUCCAUCCGUCGACUCUCCCGCCGAACCCGCUCUCAAUCCCGCGUCCGUAAACCCGUCGGUGAAAUCCACCUCAAGGUGUGUUCUAUUCGGGAGAGUAAGUCGGACGAGAGGAGGUUCUCGGUGUACACGGGGACGAAGAAUAGGCUGCAUCUGAGGGCAGAGAGCGGGGAGGACAGGGCAUCGUGGGUGGAAGCGUUGAAGGCGGUGAAGGACAUGUUUCCGCGUGUGUCGAAUGCUGAGCUGAUGGCGCCCGCUGCAGAUGUGGUGUUUUCGACGGAGACGUUGAGACAGCGAUUGUUGGAGGAGGGGGUGAGCGAGGUCGCCAUCCAGGAUAGCGAGACCAUUAUGAGGAGUGAGCUCUCAGAGUUGCAUAAGCACCUUGUGGUCCUCAAGCAGAAGCAGUUGUUGCUCAUUGACACAUUGCGUCACUUGGAGACAGAAAAGGUUGACUUGGAGAACACGCUUGUUGAUGAGAGUCAAAGGCAAGCAUCGGAGCCAGGAAAUUCCUUUAGAUCAAGGCAAGACAAGUACAGCGAGGGAAGUGCAAGUGAUUCUUAUGAUGACAUUGACAGACAUGAGGGAGACGAAGAAACUGAUGAUGAAGACAAUGCAUUUUUUGAUACUAGAGAUUUUCUUUCGUCCAGUUCUAUCAGAAGUAAUGGAUCUGAUUUUCAGAAAUCGCCACUUGGUUCUGAUGAAGAAGAGGAUCUAGAUGGCAUUGAUUGUUUAAGUAGAUCUGUUGGACAUAAGUAUCCUCAUGUUAGGCGCCGUAAGAAAUUGCCUGAACCAGUUGAAAAAGAAAAGGGUGUUAGUCUUUGGUCAAUGAUCAAAGAUAAUAUUGGGAAGGAUCUUGCCAAAGUCUGCCUUCCAGUUUAUUUUAACGAGCCCAUCUCUUCUUUACAGAAAUGUUAUGAAGAUCUGGAAUACUCAUACCUGCUAGAUCGUGCCUAUGAAUGGGGUAAAAUGGGUAAUGGCCUUAUGAGGAUUCUAAAUGUAGCAGCAUUUGCGGUAUCAGGAUAUGCUUCUACUGAUGGAAGAACUUGCAAACCAUUUAAUCCGUUACUGGGUGAGACAUACGAAGCUGAUUUUCCAGAUAAAGGCCUUCGUUUCAUCUCCGAGAAGGUUAGUCAUCACCCGGUGAUUGUUGCAUGCCAUUGUGAAGGGCGCAACUGGAGAAUUUGGGGAGACAACAAUUUAAAAAGUAAAUUUUGGGGUCGUUCGAUUCAGCUGGAUCCUGUUGGUCUGUUAACUUUGGAGUUUGAUGAUGGUGAAGUUUUUCAGUGGAGCAAGGUAACGACUUCCAUUUACAACCUCAUUAUAGGAAAACUCUACUGCGACCACUAUGGUACAAUGUGCAUAGAGGGGAAUCGUGACUACUCGUGUAAACUAAAAUUUAAGGAGCACUCGAUCAUUGAUAGAAAUCCGCAUCAGGUACAAGGUACCGUCCAAGAUAAGAAUGGUAAAACAAUGGCAACUUUGAUCGGAAAAUGGGAUGAGAGCAUGCACUAUGUAACAGGCGAUAAUCCUGGGAAAGGGAAAGGGUCAGGGUCAUUGUUGGAACCCUGUUUGCUAUGGAGACGGAGCAAGCCAUCCGAAUAUCCAACCAGAUAUAAUCUAACACGCUUUGCCAUUACGCUGAAUGAGCUUACACUUGGACUUGAGGAGAAGUUGCCACCAACAGACUCAAGACUCAGACCUGAUCAGAGGUAUUUGGAGAAUGGGGAGUAUGAAAAGGCCAAUGCGGAGAAGUUGCGGCUAGAACAGAGACAGCGACAGGCACGGGGAAUGCAAGAGAAGGGUUGGAAACCAAGGUGGUUUGAAAAGGACAGCAGCAACAAUACCUACCACUAUAUUGGUGGUUACUGGGAAGCGAGGGAAAAGCAUAACUGGGAAUCAUGCCCUAAUAUCUUUGGCCAACUCUCAACUGAUCAAAGUUUUGACUAGCCCCUUCCUAUCCCACCUUGAAAUGGAAAUAAAACGAAAAAACCAUUCUUUAACCAUUUCGACUCUUUUUCCUUGUUUCUUUACAGAAUCCAUUUCUUUUCUUCAAUUAUUUCUUCAAAAAAUAUACGGACGAUGGGCUUUCAUGCUUGCCACUCCAAGCAGUUCAAGAGGCCACAUGAAACGCAAUAAACAGUCAUGUGGAGAUGGUGCCCCACAAUUCAAAUAAUUUCAUCCUGGUUGAAGGCUCUCUCUCCAACUUGUCAUACCCAACUCUCCCAAGUUGUGAACGCUUAGCUGCUAGUACAUCACUUUCUGCUCUGCUAUAUGCAUGCUUAAUCCUAGCUGGGGGCCGUGGAUUUGGUUGGGUUGCAGGGGCACCUACAUAGACACUUUUACCUGAAUUGAUGUCCAAUAUUACAAAAGAGAGUACAUUUUGUUGACAAGUAUCGAGCUAGCUUGUUGCUGAUGACCCUAAACACCAAGCCACAGUGUAAGCUUCAACAUGUUUCACCUCACGGUUAAUGGGCAUGACUCACUCUCUUCCUAAGUGGGCAGGGCAGCACAGAGAUUCCUUGUUUGAUAGAAUUGGACUAGGAAAAUAAAAGGAUUAAAUAUUAAAAUACUUUAUGUUGUUUAGCUUUUGAACAUAUAUUGACCUCUAAAUUAUUUUGACCUCUUUGUUUUCAAGUUUGAUCAUGCCAUUAUAAACGUGAGUCCCAAUACAAAUGAAAUGUCUACAA